Messenger RNA from Podarcis raffonei (Aeolian wall lizard), 1279 nucleotides. RefSeq names its product glyceraldehyde-3-phosphate dehydrogenase (gene GAPDH). Lineage: Eukaryota; Metazoa; Chordata; Lepidosauria; Squamata; Lacertidae. The transcript has 12 exons. The record is from RefSeq and is a predicted model, not a curated record. Gene Ontology annotation, biological process: glucose metabolic process. Gene Ontology annotation, molecular function: NADP binding; NAD binding; oxidoreductase activity, acting on the aldehyde or oxo group of donors, NAD or NADP as acceptor. The coding region runs from base 121 to 1122 and encodes 333 amino acids.
AUUACCAUACGGGGCGGUAUAAAGGGCCGGGCGCCGGGCCCUUCCUUCUCACCUCCUCACUGCACGGCGGAGCUGAGUUAGGUCAGGGACCCCUCGGGAUCACAAUUUCCAGAGACGAAAAUGGUGAAAAUCGGAGUUAACGGAUUUGGCCGCAUUGGCCGUCUGGUCUGCAGGGCUUCAUUUAACUCUGGAAAAGUUGAGGUUGUGGCCAUCAAUGACCCUUUCAUUGAUCUGAACUACAUGGUCUACAUGUUCAAGUAUGACUCCACUCACGGCCGUUUCCAUGGUGAGGUGAAGGCUGAAAAUGGGAAACUUGUGAUCAAUGGACAUGCCAUCACUGUCUUCCAGGAGCGUGACCCUGCCAACAUAAAGUGGGGCGAUGCUGGUGCGCAAUACGUUGUUGAAUCCACUGGUGUUUUCACCACCCUAGAAAAGGCCGGCGCUCACUUGAAGGGCGGUGCCAAGCGUGUUGUAAUCUCUGCCCCGUCAGCAGAUGCUCCCAUGUUUGUGAUGGGUGUCAAUCAUCAGAAGUAUGACAACUCUCUGAAAAUCGUCAGCAAUGCUUCUUGCACCACCAACUGCCUGGCACCCCUGGCCAAGGUCAUCAAUGACAACUACGGCAUUGUGGAAGGCCUUAUGACCACAGUCCAUGCUAUCACAGCCACACAGAAGACUGUGGAUGGUCCAUCUGGGAAACUGUGGCGAGAUGGCAGAGGAGCUGCUCAGAACAUCAUCCCAGCAUCCACAGGUGCAGCAAAGGCUGUUGGCAAGGUCAUCCCUGAGCUGAAUGGAAAACUCACAGGGAUGGCUUUCCGCGUCCCAACUCCCAAUGUUUCUGUCGUGGACUUAACAUGCCGCUUGGAGAAACCAGCCAAGUAUGAUGACAUUAAGAAGGCUGUGAAGGCAGCCUCCGAAGGCCCCAUGAAGGGUAUCCUGGGAUACACCGAGGACCAGGUUGUCUCCUGUGACUUCAAUGGUGAUACCCACUCCUCCAUCUUUGAUGCUGCUGCUGGCAUUGCUCUCAACGACCACUUUGUGAAGCUGGUCUCCUGGUACGACAAUGAAUAUGGAUACAGCAACCGCGUGGUAGACUUGUUGGUUCACAUGGCAUCAAAGGAGUAAAGGCAGAGUUCCAUUAAUUUUCUUACAACUCGGCUCUGUGUCUUGCAGUAAGAGGCCUUCUCUUGUUCCACCUGCCUCUGAGGAAGUGGAGAGGCUGGAAGAAACUUGACUGUUUCAGUAACAUCUCCCCUCUCAAUAAAGUCAUCACUGUCUCAAA